Messenger RNA from Durio zibethinus, 2205 nucleotides. RefSeq lists its product as uncharacterized. Gene Ontology annotation, molecular function: molybdate ion transmembrane transporter activity. Gene Ontology annotation, biological process: molybdate ion transport. NCBI's taxonomy places the organism in Eukaryota, Viridiplantae, Streptophyta, Magnoliopsida, Malvales, Malvaceae. Gene Ontology annotation, cellular component: membrane. The record is from RefSeq and is a predicted model, not a curated record.
AAUUGUCCAAAAUGCUUAACCGUUACUGUCAAUCUCUCUAAUUGCCGAUCCGAUCUAGGGUUUUCCGUCUGAGAUCGAAAUGGGGGUAGUAAUCGAAACCUCCGUUUGGGAACCAAGUUCCUCCGUCUACAUCUUCAUUUUCCUUUCUUGUUUCCUCUCACUUUCUCUCUCCCCUUUCUACCUCUCCAAACACGCCCCUAUAAGGUCUCCUCCUUUCUCCGACCACUCCACCUCCUCCUCUCCUCUUCGCUUCCAACGUUACUUUCUCCUUCUCUAUUCCCUCGCCUCAGUGUUGGAAGGAUUAUGGUCGGUGUACGGAGAGUUUGAGCUGUUUUAUUAUGGACUAACCAAGGAAGAAAUGGUGACGUUUAUGCUUAUUGGAUUUGGAGCUACUCUUUUUGUUGGUGGUUUCUUAGGCUUUCUCUCUGAUUUAAUAGGUCGAAAGAAAAUAUGUUUGGUGUUUUAUAUUUUGCACGUUAUUGUUGGAAUAUGGAAGAGGAUUACAUCAAGUCCUAGCUUUUGGUUAGCCAAUGUAUGUUUGUCUUUGGCAACAUCAAUAUUUUCCUUCAGUUUCGAGACAUGGGCUGUUGUUGAACAUGACAAGCAGGGUCAUAGGCAAGAUGUUUUGAAUGACACAUUUUGGCUGAUGACUUUUUUCGAGUCUGCAUCUUUGAUUGGAAGUCAGGUGAUUGGCAAUUGGAUGGUGGGUAGUAAUUUGGAGAAUGGGAUUGCAUCUCCUUCCACUGCAGCCAUCUUACUAGCGAUAGUAGGCAUCAUCUGUAUGUCCAGAGAUUAUGAUGGGACUCCACAGACAGUGAUGUAUAAAGAUUAUAAGGUGUCCUUUUAUACAUAUAUUCUUGGUGAUAGAAGGAUAUGGCUACUGGCAUGCGCACAAACUUGCCUUCAUUUCUCCAUUGCAGUUUUCUGGAUUCUUUGGGCCCCAACACUGGUGGCUGAUGGCCGAGAAGUGUAUCUAGGGUUGAUAUAUCCAUGUGUGCUGGGGGCAAGGAUGUUAGGAAGCACACUGUUUCCAUGGCUUAUUAAUGCUUCUCUUCGGACUGAGGAUUGCUUAAUGUAUGCAUUUACCAUACAGGCUCUUCUUCUGUCUAUAAUAGCUUAUGAUUACCAGUUUACAUGGUCUGGAUUGCAGGAAAUUGGAGUUCUGGUGACACAGUUUUCUUUAUUCCAUGCCUGCAUUGGCCUAAUUCUACCUUCACUUGCAAGAUUGAGGACUAUGUAUGUGCCAACCGAGUUGCGUGGAGGAAUGAUAAGCCUUUCUCUAGCUCCUGCAAAUGCAGCAAUUUUGUUUAUUCUGAUGCAGAGAGGCUAUUAUAUUACCAUUGAGAAUGCAACAAUGAUAGCAUUUGCUGCGGUUGGAUUAUUCAUGGCAGCUGGUUGCAUGUAUGUUUUGAAGCGGUGGGGAAAGCAACCAUAUCAAAACUGGCACAAAUUAUGAUUGUUUCAUUUCCCAUUUUUGCUAGCGUUGAUGGUUUCCUGGAGUCUGUUCUCUCACUGAUCAAAGUGCAGUAUUAAACAGAACAACUAAGUUAUAGCGAUAAUCUCCCAGAUGUCUACUGAUAGACUACAAGUAACAAUUGGCCGACGAAUUCCCUUGCAAGUUUUGUCCAAUACAAGUGAACAUGUCUUACAAGCAAUUUUGUUCUGCUCUACGAGUUCAGCUGGGAGAUGAUAGGAGGACUGACGCUGAGAUAUCCACUAAUGUGAAGUUGCAGUUUAAAGGUCGGUUAAUGCGGCAGUGGGCCUCUGAGUGUUAAGAAGGUUGAGAUUUUUCAUUUUAGGAGUUUAUAUUCAUAAGAGUUGCAAAAGCCACGGGCGUGAAAGAUUAAUUGAGAAUCAUAUCUUUGAUUGAAACUGAGUUGUAUUAUCCUUUUGCAGGGUUUUAUCUGUUUUUUUAGAUUAGGAAGAAGCUCGUGUCAUUGGCUUAUUGCUGACAGAUUCUUUUCGUAGAAAUGAAAAUGAGAAGGCCAUUCUUUGAUUUGCUGUGUAUGUAAAUCAACAUUCAAGGCAUUGGAGUCGAUCCUAAUUGAUUGUCAUGCCUUGAUCACAGGAGAUCCAUUCGAUUGGUUGAUUUUUUUUUUUUUCUUAUGAAUUAAAGAAAUUGCGCUCUCUUAUUUACCCAUCUGUAUCUUUGUUAUUAUUAAUUUUUUUGUACUAUUGGUAAUGAGCUAUAAACCCGGAGCUAAA